Messenger RNA from Peronospora matthiolae, 324 nucleotides. The record is from the annotation of a GenBank genome assembly. Lineage: Eukaryota; Oomycota; Peronosporomycetes; Peronosporales; Peronosporaceae.
AUGGUGGACGCUGCUGCUACUGUGGGGCCGCCGGACCAGUACGUCACGGGAAGCCGCACCGUGCUAACUGCGCUAUUACGACGCGGCGACGCUGUGCCCGACGAGGUGCAGCGCGUGCAGGAGCUCGUCGAGUGCGUGGACAACAACGCGCAGAAGAUUGCGGCGGCGCUGGUGGCCAACCGUCGAGGACGCGGCGUCCGCACCACUGGAGUCGACACGACCGCGCAGCUCUUGAAAGAGCAGAAGCGAUUUAUAGCCCAGAUCGCCGAGCUGUACGAACAGUUGAGUCGCAAGUCCGCUCCAGUCGCACCGCCAGCAAACUGA